Messenger RNA from Sycon ciliatum, 766 nucleotides. Its product is annotated as transcription and mRNA export factor ENY2-2-like. The record is from RefSeq and is a predicted model, not a curated record. Gene Ontology annotation, molecular function: chromatin binding; transcription coactivator activity. Lineage: Eukaryota; Metazoa; Porifera; Calcarea; Leucosolenida; Sycettidae. Gene Ontology annotation, cellular component: nuclear pore; DUBm complex; SAGA complex. The transcript has 4 exons. Gene Ontology annotation, biological process: regulation of transcription by RNA polymerase II; positive regulation of DNA-templated transcription; poly(A)+ mRNA export from nucleus. The coding region runs from base 23 to 403 and encodes 126 amino acids.
GCUAUGCGGCGUAUACACACGUAUGCGCUAUUAUUUUGGUCAUACAUGCAGAACUACUGUUGCUUGUAAUUGUAAUGUGUUACCCACUGUAAUUCUCAGUGCAAGUGAUUUGUCCGCUCGCAGUAUGUCUUCGAAGCGCAGGCAUAAGAGCGGAGGUAGUAAAUCAGAAGCUGAAGAACGCGAGAGAUUGACAGCAGUAGUCAAGGAGCGUUUGAAGAAAUGCGGCUGGAAAGAGCAGCUGAGACUGCAUGCGAAAAAGGUUGUCGAAGAGAAGGGUGUUGAGAACUUGACUGCAGAUGAGCUUGUGAAGAUGAUUACACCUAAAGCAAGAUCUCUAGUUCCAGAUGAUGUGAAGAGAGAUCUGUUGAGCAGCAUUCGUGAAUUCCUUGUUGCAAAAGACUGAACUUGCGUGUCUUGACCUCCACCAUAUUGUGUUUUAUUAUGCACUUCAUCUGAGGACAUAUCCAGCUUGCCUGUAGAGAGCAUUCUGAAACUUCCAUAUCUGUACAAAUUACUGCUUAUCCUUUAUAUAUUCCACCAAUACUCUAUUAUUCUUACUGUAGAAAUGUUACGUUCACCGAGCAGCUGUAUAGUGCUCGAAGCGUUUGAUCAUGCAAUCAAAGUCUGUGAUCUCGUCUUUGUACAUAAUGUAUAUACUUCGAAGCACAUGUAAUUGUGUAGUUUGUAAUUGUGUAGUGUUAACUUUUAACUGUGUAGUUUGUAAUUGUGUAUAUAUCUGAACUUGGACAUUUUAUCCUGUUUCUUA